UAAAACCAGGGACCAGUAUGCAAUUUGGAGAAAUACAGUGUCUCUUUGACUUAGAUACAGCGCUGCUCUCUGAAACUCAGAUGGCAAAAGGGUUGCAGCUAUUCGUGAACAGAUUGUCGUUUUAUACUACGAGUGAACAGUUGAAGAAGCUAUUUUCACCUUUUGGCGUUGUUACAGAAGCAAGGCUUGUUAAAGAUCCAAGAACGCAAAGGCCUAAAGGUUUUGGAUUUGUUACCUUUGAGUCAGAAGCAGAUGCCCAGAAUGCAUUGAAUUCCUUGAACGGAAGGAUUGUUGAUGGAAGACUGAUUUUUGUGGAAGUUGCUGAGACUACAGAAGCUGUUGAAAACAAAACAUCCCAAAAAUAAAUUUCUCGUAAUUCAGUGUACACAUUGCUAUUUCAUAUUCCAGAUAAUGGGUGAAUUUUUGGCCAUUUCUCAGUCCUCCAUAGUGUUGCCUAACUUUCGAGUCCAAGCUUGGAGUCAAAGGCAGCUUUUCAUUGCUCAUAGUCA
This is a messenger RNA of Solanum tuberosum (potato), 509 nucleotides long. RefSeq names its product cold-inducible RNA-binding protein-like. The transcript is spliced from 4 exons. The record is from RefSeq and is a predicted model, not a curated record. Gene Ontology annotation, molecular function: RNA binding. Lineage: Eukaryota; Viridiplantae; Streptophyta; Magnoliopsida; Solanales; Solanaceae. Bases 18 to 365 code for a protein of 115 amino acids.